AUGGCUGCUGCCGAGGGCUCCGCGCCACAAGCUGAGGUGUUCGUAUACCCGCGCUCCAUUACCACCACCAGCCAAACUAACCCACCAGCUAGGAUGUCAAUCGCCUCACCCAUCAACCUCGUCCUUCUCUCCCUCUUCGUCGUGCUGCUCUACUUCCACUUCCGCCCGAAACAGCCCGUCACACUCCCGCGGGGCCCGCCCCCAGUCGUAUUCCGCACCUACACCCCCAAGACACUAAUCGAGUUCAACGGCGAGGACGGCCGACCUGUCUUUCUGGCCGUGCGGGGCCGAGUCUUCGAUGUCUCCCCGGGUAGGAACUUUUACGGUCCGGGCGGUCCAUACGAGAACUUUGCUGGUCGUGAUGCCUCGCGUGGUCUGGCACACCAGAGCUUCGACGAGGAGAUGCUGACCAAGGACCUCUCGGGUCCAUUGGAUGACCUGAAGGAUCUGGAUGCCGACCAGCUGGAGAACUUGCAGUCGUGGGAGGAGCGCUUCUCCGAGAAGUACCUGGUGGUUGGCAAGUUGGUUGCCGAGGGAGAUCCUGAAGCUCCCAAGUCAUGA
Penicillium daleae is the source of this 561-nucleotide messenger RNA. RefSeq names its product cytochrome b5-like heme/steroid binding domain-containing protein. The transcript has 3 exons. Gene Ontology annotation, cellular component: endomembrane system; membrane. The record is from RefSeq and is a predicted model, not a curated record. Lineage: Eukaryota; Fungi; Ascomycota; Eurotiomycetes; Eurotiales; Aspergillaceae. The coding region runs from base 1 to 561 and encodes 186 amino acids.